UCUUUGUGCAUUUGCUUACCCUGUCAUGAAGUGACCUUCUCUCCCUUUCUCUCUCUCUCUCUCUCUCUCUCUCUCUCUCUCUCUCUCUCUCUCCUUCCUCCUCCCUCGCUUUCUUGCCUGUGCAUCUCACUCCAGCUGCAGAUGUGAACAACACGAGCCGACACGGUUUCAGCACUGGGACACCAAUAAGGUGAAGGCAGCGUUGAGGACAGGACAAACAUCAGGAAGAGAAACAGAGUGGCUGCUAUUAGACUUUGAGAUCAGGCUGAUGGAGUCAUUUUGUGGGGACACAGAGGAAAGCAAUGAGGACACUGAAGGACGCAAAAAGUCCAAACUCAAGUUCCUGAAAAAUCGUCUGUUCGGGAGAAGCAAGAAAAGCGCGUGUGAGAGGAACGCCAAACUAAGCCAGUCAGCCAGUGACAUUACUGCAGAGGAGGGACUUGGAUCAGAUGAAGACUUGGUAUGCUCUCAGGGAAUGAUGGGAUCUCGAGCGUUCUCCCAUGACAGCAUCUUUCUGGCCGAGGAGCUGACAGAUGCUGAACCCGUCAAGGUUCUAUCCCAGGAGAAUGUGCCCAGCAAGAUCAAGACCCUGCAGAUGAAGCUUCAGCAGCAGAAGCUGCAUUUGGGGCCACCGCCUCUGGUUCUGCCCGGCAAACAUCAAGAUGAGCAGACUGAUGGCGUCCACAGCGUCCCUGAGAUCCCAGAAUCGGACAUUACACGUCAGAGCGUCCUUAACAAGACCACAUCCCCAGCGUCGUCUAAUCCUCUUUCAUCCGCGCCCAAACCUGCCAUGAAGCCUGUGCCCCUUCCUCAUCCUUCUGUCAACCCCUGCAGCUCUCCUGCUUCCGUUGAGUCCCCCGUGGACUUCAGCUCUCCAGCUCAGUUCAUCCCCUGCCUGGACACCUCUGCUGCACGCCAUCGAAUGUCUGUCAAGCCCCGGAACCAGAGGGCCAGCACCAAGAAACGACCCGCCUCGACUGAUCCUGGGGCUCACACGCAUUCCCUAAACAACAUCAUCCACCCAGAGAGUGUCAAAGAGGACGAGGUGCAGAUCGGAGCACAAGACGAGCUCACGCUGGAGACGGAACAACGACAGACAGACGCCGUCCUCUCUGAGGUGGCACGAGUCCCACCUGAAACAGCACCAAAGUCCUCCAGUGUGAUCUCCCAAAAGGAAAACCCUCCUUCAGGGACAGUGCCCUGCGUAUUUUCCCCCGUUCUUCGAUUAAGGCCUCACAGACCAGCGGACGUAAGGGAACGGCCGCAUUCUGCCUUUGUGGAGUCAGAACUGAAGGAUAAAAGAGCAGCGGAGUUUGAGAUGCCGCUAAUGCCCCACGACAAGAGAAGCGCUGCAAUAAAGACGGGGAGGAACGAAGACCCCUCGGACCGGCCCUCGUCCACCUUUGGCUCUGUGGUGGCAUUGAGGUCAUCGUUUCAGCAGCAGGUUCAAGGUGAGAUGGAGGGUUUGAGAGGAUUCAAGAGGCCCGGCCAAGGGUCUGGGUCCUUCCAUCUCACCACUGCCAAAGCCAAGGAUGGAGAGAGGCCCCGAUCAGGCAGUUUUGUUGAACCUCUGGAACAGGAUGAAGCCAGAAACAGAGCAACAGUGGGACCUGAUGAUAAAAGAGACUUCCAGCCCAGAGGUGGGGGGUUUGCUUUGGGAAGACUCAAACAAGAGGGAUCUCCACCUAAAAGCUCAGGACUUCCAUGGGAGAGGAGGGACAGCUCUAAAAAGAUAGAGUCAGUAAAACCAUGCGCAGACACGGGUCCUGAAGAUCUGGAGAUCAACCGGGAGGCGGUGGAGGAGGCGGUGGAGGCGAAGGAGGAGGAAGGAAAAGCGUGCACGUUUGGCAUCAAGCUGCGUCCAACAUCGCAGUCAGUGCGGCUGCGGCCUGAUGCCCCUUCGAACCGUCCCCCAAAGCCGCCAGCGUGCGAGGAGCAGGACGACAAACAGCCACAGCACGAAACCAGCUCCACGAAGAAAGCGCCAACAAACACACCCGGCCCCGGAGACGCUCGGGCGACGGAUGCAGCCCCGUCGGCUGCCGGCGAGCCUCACGCCGCGCCGACAGAAGUCCAAGCUAGGUCCUCUGUCCCCAGGCGGGCAGAAGCCCCUCCAGAGCCCCAACCCGCCCCCCAAGCCGCCUCGGAGGUGUCGUGGAUGAGCCUGGCCAUGGAGAAGACCAGGAGCCUGCAGCAGCUCUUUACCAGUAAGUUCCCCAGAGACCUGGCGGCUGUGCAGACCACGCUCCGACCACAGGCGCAGACGCAGACGCAGACGCAGGCGCAGGCGCAGGCGCAGACGCAGGCGCAGGCGCAGACUGCAAACAAACAGCCGAGUCCGACGUCAGUUCAGGCUGCGAAUCAGCCCCCGGCCGACACAGUCAACGCAGAACCGCAGGCAGUCAAGCCAACACAAAUGUCAGCGCAGCAGAAGGUGUCAGCAGCAGCUACUGGACCACACGCUUCUAAACCAGCAGCCGAGGCCCAGGCUGUGGUUCAUCCUCCUGUUCAGACCAACCCGUGGACGUCCCAGCCCGCCUUGCGCUCCUCUACUCCAACAGAGACCUCAUCCCCGCCCGCUGCCCCGUCCCCCCUCCCUUCAGGCCAACAGUCUCCCUGGAGCCAGCGAAGCCUCCACCGCAGCAGCCAGCUCAAACCCACCCCCCCCUCGGCUGCUCCGUCCCCAUUGCCUGGCUCGGGAAAGGAGGAAAAAGAGGUUAACGUGCAGGAAAAGGAGGCUUCAUCACCGCCAGGAAGACGAGCAGGCUGGGGCGGGACGGUGAGCGAGAGAGCUGCUCUGCUGGAAAAACAGGCUCCAGGAACCAAGGGGGUGGAACUGAGGAAAAGUCAAACAGAAGUGCAGGCACCAGGUGACGAGCCUGCCUCCACUAAAUCCACAGCCCAGAGCAAAGACACAAAACCAGAGGGACAAGAAUGGGGAAAACCUGCAGUUUCGGAGUCGAGUCCCAUCAAAGUUCCAGAUAGAACUCGUGGCGACAAAUGGCCGAGGAAGAACGUGGUGUCUUCAUCACCCUCAUCGUCACCUACACAGCCGUCAGCGCUGCAGUCCAUGUCUGAGAGCAGUCAGCCAUCGUGGAUGGAACUCGCCAAGAGAAAAUCAAUGGCCUGGAACGACAGGACUAUGGACUAAGACGGAAACAGGCAGGCAUGCGAACGGCCCUGCAGACAAAUAUAUAUUAGCUUUAUUAAGAUUGAUGAGUAGACCGUUUGGCAAUUGUGUGCAAAAGAUAUUGAUUUAACCCUACUGUAAUUUAUACAUUAAGACUAUUUAAUUGUGUUGUCAAAGAAAAAAGAGAGUAUAUGUUAAAAGAUUAAAAUCUUUCCCAAUAUGUCCAUUUUAUUAUGAAGAGUAUCUCUGAAUAUUGUUUUAAGUUUCAGCAUUUCAUUGAUGCUAAUCGUUAAAUAAUAAAAUAUCUAAAAUCAA
Betta splendens (Siamese fighting fish) is the source of this 3445-nucleotide messenger RNA. RefSeq names its product cracd like a (gene cracdla). The transcript has 10 exons. Bases 269 to 3151 code for a protein of 960 amino acids. The record is from RefSeq and is a predicted model, not a curated record. Lineage: Eukaryota; Metazoa; Chordata; Actinopteri; Anabantiformes; Osphronemidae.